Messenger RNA from Juglans regia (Persian walnut), 3059 nucleotides. Its product is annotated as serine/threonine-protein kinase BLUS1-like. Lineage: Eukaryota; Viridiplantae; Streptophyta; Magnoliopsida; Fagales; Juglandaceae. Gene Ontology annotation, molecular function: ATP binding; protein kinase activity; protein serine/threonine kinase activator activity. Bases 715 to 2754 code for a protein of 679 amino acids. The transcript has 21 exons. Gene Ontology annotation, biological process: protein phosphorylation. The record is from RefSeq and is a predicted model, not a curated record.
GAGAUUCGAUCCCCGGACCCAACACUGGAGCAGUUGGAUACAGGUGGACGCAGGGACACAACAUACGAGAGAGAGGAAAGACGUCUGAACUUUCAUCGUCUUCGUCAUUAUCAUCAAGAUCACAGUUCAGGUCGAACUACUACGGAGUCGACCUCGUUUUGUCAGGGCUGUUGGAUUUCCAUCCUUCUAUACCCGUCAGAUUCAGCUGUAGUUCGAUGUACUUGAUACCGAAACCCUAGGAGUACUUUCCUCGAGAAACAUUAGUUCUUCAUAUCCUUUCUGCAAAUCAUACUCAACAUUUGAGUUGGUGUUGGGAGCGUGGUUGGUAGUUCAUGACAGAACAGUAUUAGCUUGUCGUUCUGCUGGGGGUGCUUGAGAUGAGAUUAAGGACUCAUUAAAUCGUGUGCACUGUGUUGUCUUUGCCUUAUUUCUUAUUUGAGCUAGCAAGUUUUGUAUACACUGUUAUCAGCUAGUGUUGCUCAAGGGUUGUUAAAAGUACCGGCCCUUCUGACUUUAGGAGAUCUUGUUAGAAAUUUUCCUGAUGAAGUCGCAGGAUACAUUUACUAUUUUGUAUUGAAUAAAGGGAAAAUGCUACUAAAUUGGAAGAAACCCAACAUCAAGCUCACCCUUACUUCCUCAGAAUACAUUUUAUUCGUGUUCUCUGGAACAUCAAGGAGUAAAGUGGGUGUUAAUGGUGUUAUGUAAGAAGAAGCCAUGGAGUAUGUAUCAGAGAAAAGAUUCCCCGUCAAUGCAAAGGAUUAUAAAUUAUAUGAAGAAGUUGGUGAAGGAGUCAGCGCCUCUGUGUACAGGGCUCUCUGCGUUCCACUUAAUGAGAUAGUUGCAAUCAAGGUUCUUGAUCUAGAAAAGUGCAAUAAUGACCUGGAUGGCAUCCGACGAGAGGUACAUACAAUGAGCUUGAUUGACCAUCCAAAUGUAUUACGGGCGCAUUGCUCUUUCACUUCUGGCCACAGCCUUUGGGUUGUGAUGCCAUACAUGUCUGGUGGGUCCUGCCUUCAUAUAAUGAAGUCUGGUUAUCCUGAAGGUUUUGAAGAACCUGUUAUUGCUACUUUAUUACGUGAGGUUCUGAAAGCUCUUGUUUAUCUUCAUGCCCAUGGUUACAUCCAUAGAGAUGUGAAGGCUGGGAAUAUCUUAAUUGAUUCUAAUGGUGUAGUCAAGUUAGCUGAUUUUGGUGUGUCAGCAGGCAUGUUUGAUACUGGAGAUAGGCAACGUUCCAGAAAUACUUUUGUUGGGACUCCAUGCUGGAUGGCUCCUGAAGUUAUGCAGCAAUUGCAUGGUUAUGACUUCAAAGCAGAUAUAUGGUCAUUUGGAAUAACAGCACUUGAACUUGCUCAUGGCCAUGCCCCAUUUUCCAAGUACCCACCAAUGAAAGUUUUGCUGAUGACAUUACAAAAUGCACCUCCAGGUUUGGACUAUGAAAGAGACAAGAGAUUUUCAAAGUCCUUCAAAGAGAUGGUAGCCACUUGCUUAGUGAAGGAUCCAAAAAAACGUCCAGCUUCAGAAAAGCUAUUAAAGCAUCAUUUUUUUAAACAAGCACGCCCAAACGAAUAUCUGGCUAAUACCAUUCUCGAUGGCCUUGCUCCUUUGGGUGAUCGGUUUAGGAUGCUGAAGGCAAAAGAGGCCGAUCUUCUUGUGCAGAACAAAGCUCUCUAUGGGGAUAAGGAUCAGUUAUCUCAGCAAGAGUACAUUCGAGGCAUAAGUGCCUGGAAUUUCAACCUUGAGGAUUUAAAAACUCAGGCUGCCCUUAUUCAGGAUGAUGGCAUGCCAAAUGCCGAAGAUCAGGAUGUUACUAAGAAGCAAAAAGACAGACAUGAUGAUGUCGUGUUCCCAGCUGAGAGACAGUCCCGGGAAAGGGUCAGCAACGAAAAUGCUCCACCUAAUCAUGAGGAUGGUUUCAAUGAUCUUCAUGAUUUGGAGAGUUCACUUCAUUCAUUUCCAAUAAAACCUCUUCAAGCACUUAAGGGUUGUUUUGAUGUUUGUGAGGAUGAUGAUAUUGUGAGUAGUCCAAUAGCUGUGGAUCAAAGAAAUGGAAGAAGUGAGAGUGAGAGUUCAGAACAGAGUUUUCUUUUACCACGGCAUGUCAUUCCUGAGCAUAAAAAAUUUUUGAGUGGUUCGCUACUGCAAGAGAACGCUCUAUCUCCUAAAAGAUUUCUUGGUGAUGGGGAUAGGGAUUAUCUACAGCCAAAAUUUCAAGCCGACCGUAACUAUAGUGGUUCAUUGUUGUACCGUCAGAAGAAAGAUGCCAAUAACAUUUCAUCAGUUGAGGAUUCAUCAGAAGGAGCGGUUGUUCAACGUAAAGGGCGCUUUAAAGUCACUUCGGCUGACCUCAGCCCCAAGGGUCCUACAAGCUGCAUAUUUAGCCCAAUUUCUGGAUGUUCAGCCAAUCCAACAAGCCCUAGCCUUACAUCUUCCUCAAUUCUCCCGUCUUUGCAAUGUAUUCUGCAGCAGAAUGCCAUGCAAAGGGAAGAACUCAUUAAAUUGAUUAAGUAUGUGGAACAAACCUCUGGCAAGCAAGCAGAGUCAGCUGAAGCUGUCCCAAGUGACCUGUUGCAGAUGCCUCCUGCUACCUCCAGGGAGAAAGAGCUUCAGUUUCAGGUGAACCAUCUGCAACGAAGUGUUGAGAGUCUUGUUGAGGAAUUGCGGAGACAUAAGAUGAAAAAUGCCCAGUUAGAAAAACAAUUGAAUGCUUUGGUCAACAGAGAAAAGUUUAGAAAAGAGGAUGAAGAAGCACAAUGAUGUUUUUCAUAUUUGCCAGCACGCACCUUGUUACUGAAAAAAAGGGUGUUAUUUCUGCAGAAGUUGGUGUGAUAAAGCAUGAUGCGAAACAUCUGAUUAUUUCUUAGUGCCUAGUGAGGGUCUCUAUGAUAUACUUCUGAGGUAUAGGGCUUCUUUUUUCUAUUGUAUUUUAGUGUAUCAUAAUCCAUGUGUGAAGGUGUGUGUUAAGCCAGAUACGCAAUUUUGAUAUCAUAUUCCUCGAGUCCAACUGUGUAACAUGUAAUUUAUUUGACUGUAUAAUGUAAUUAUAUUUCAUUUUGGCUCUC